This is a messenger RNA of Pocillopora verrucosa, 1978 nucleotides long. RefSeq names its product ATP-dependent RNA helicase DDX55-like. Gene Ontology annotation, cellular component: nucleolus. The record is from RefSeq and is a predicted model, not a curated record. NCBI's taxonomy places the organism in Eukaryota, Metazoa, Cnidaria, Anthozoa, Scleractinia, Pocilloporidae. Gene Ontology annotation, molecular function: nucleic acid binding; ATP binding.
GAUGGCGACCACGUGGAGCGAACUAAGGCCAACUUUGUCUAAUUCAGUUUUAGAUAUCAUGGACAAGUUUGGCUUCCAAAAGAUGACACCAGUACAGGCAGCCACAAUUCCACUGUUUAUGUCAAACAAAGAUGUAGCAGUCGAGGCGGUUACUGGAUCUGGAAAAACCUUGGCCUUUUUGAUUCCAAUUGUGGAAAUGCUCCUGCAAAGGGAAGAGAAGCUGAAGAAACAUGAUGUUGGUGCCAUCAUUAUCACUCCAACAAGAGAACUUGCAAAACAGAUUGACGAAGUCCUAAGAACAUUUACAAAGGAUCUCAUCCAGCUAAAGCAGCUACUUCUGAUAGGGGGAGUGGACCCUGUGGAAAAUAUGCAGAGAUUCAAAUCAGAUGGAGGUCACAUUAUUAUUGGCACACCAGGGAGAUUAGAGGAUUUAAUGACAAGAAAGCAAGAGGGGAUAGAUCUGGCUGCUCAUGUUCGAUCUCUGGAAGUUCUUGUCUUAGAUGAAGCUGACAGAUUGUUGGACUUGGGUUUUGAAGCUAGCAUAAAUACUAUUCUGGGUUUUCUCCCAAAGCAAAGAAGAACAGGCCUGUUUUCUGCAACUCAGACAGAUGAAGUCGAGGCUCUAGUGAGAGCUGGCUUGAGAAAUCCUGUUAGAGUAACAGUUAGAGAGAAAUACUCCAAGUCUAAGUCAGAACAGAGGACACCAUCCACACUAAAGAACUUUUACACAAUAUGUGAAAGUCAAGAAAAGUUCUCAAGAUUGGUGUCCUUCCUCAAGGCAAGGAAGACCUGCAAGAACAUGGUAUUUUUCAGCACAUGUGCUUGUGUUAACUAUUUUUCAAAGGCUCUUGAAAGGUUUCUUUCGAAUGUGAAAGUGCUGUCUAUCCAUGGAAAAAUGAAGUCAAAACGGCAUAAAGUAUUUGAUAGCUUCAGAAAACUUAAAAGUGGUGUUCUGAUCUGCACUGACGUCAUGGCCCGAGGAGUGGACAUUCCAGAGGUGGACUGGGUCAUACAGUUUGAUCCUCCCAGUAGUGCAAGUGCUUUCGUUCACCGCUGUGGAAGAACGGCAAGAAUUGGAAAUCAGGGGAAUGCUUUGUUGUUUUUGCUUCCUGCUGAAGAAUCUUACGUGGAAUUUAUAUCCAUCAACCAAAAGGUCCCUCUUCAAUCUUUCGAAAUAGAAGGAGAAGUGACAGACGUUACGCCCAAGCUAAGACAGAUGGCUAUGAAAGACAGGGAUGUGUACGAAAAGGGGAUGAAGGCUUUUGUGUCAUUCGUACAGUUCUACAGAAAGCACGAGUGUAGUUUAAUUUUUAGAUCAAAUGACCUGGAGCUCGGAAAACUCGCAACGGGAUUUGGCCUCCUAAAGUUGCCCAUCAUGCCAGAGCUUAAGGAUAAGAGUGUGGAUUUUGAGCCAGUGGAUGUAGAUGUUGAUAAACUUUAUUACAAGGACAAAAACAGAGAAAAGCAGAGAAAAAGAAUGCUGCAGGAAUCGAGCGAGAAUGGUUUUUAUCCAACGGACUCGAAGAAAAAGAAAUUCCGUAAGGAGACCGUCCCGUGGUCCAAGAACAAAGAGAGAAAAGUCAAAAGAGAGAAGCGGAAAGCACGUAGAGAAUUUUUUAAAACGCAGCGCCAAAAACAUCAGUUUGAUGAAGAUGAACUUGAGGAUCUUGCGCGUGAUGCGCGCUUGGUGAAAAAACUUAAGGCGGGAAAGAUCAGUGAAAAACAGGUGGAUACGCAAUUAGGAAAUGACGAAGAAAUCACUCCCAAUUUGUAAGAACUGGCUUGCCGAACCGUCUUGUUUGUAAAUUGAAGGGUGUUCCAAGAAUUCACGAUACUUCCCUUAGAAGUCUGGCCUAAUUGCGAGGAUGACAAAUUAGUGAGGGGGGGACCCCUCUCUCCUCUUUCCUCACUAGAUUGUGAUAAAGGGGGUAAGUUUCUAAAGAAACUGUGGUGCUGCGUCAGAGGGGGGGUAUAACAA